UACAUAGGCGUGGCUUAAACAAUUUCCUUCUAAAAUGGCGUCUAGCAGGAGACUUAGGCGCAUGGCGGCCUCCCAGCCCGGAUUUUUAACUUUAAAACCCUCUUCAGACCCCACAGACCUGGUCGGUGGUCGGAGGAAACGUGUGAACAAGAAUAAGAAAAAGAACUGGAACAAAUUUAGUGACAUUACAGACGUAGAGGAGUUUCUAGAGGACGUUCGGCACCAGGAGAGAACUACGGGAGGGUUGCUUUCUGAGAAGUCAGAUGACGGCUUGUUCUUUGUGGAUCUUGGACAGGCAGAUAAAGCUGAACAGAAAGCAGCAGAACCUGAUGAGGGGAAGAAGAGAAAAGGAAAAUCGACUCGUCCUCUGAGGAUAGACCUGAUCCUUCAGGGUGAUUCUUGCAUCCCACCUCCUAAAGAUGUGCUGGCCUACCAGAAACCAAAUGCCAAGAAACUUCGGCGCAUCGCCCAGAAAGCUGAGCAGUUGGCAGCCAAAGGCGUUGUGCCCCGGGCACAGAAGAAGCUGCUGAACAGACGACUCGCUGACAGGACGGUGAAGAAGGCAGUGACUGAGGCCAACAACAACCCAAACAGAGAUUAUUACGACAUGUGGGCACAAGAAUCCAAAAGUCCAGCUGAUCCCUGGUAUGUUCUGCAAACCGGCAAGGAGCAGGUUAAGAGACCAGAGAAGCUGAACCAGAAGCCGUCUGCGCUCCCGGCUGUGGAGGUGAUUGCUCCAGGAGGAUCCUACAACCCAGACUUCCUCUCCCACCAGGCGUUGCUGCAGGAAGCUCAUGAGGUGGAGGUCAAGAAGAAGAAGCAGGAAGACAAACUGGAGAAACAGCUGGCUGUCAACAGAGAAGACAAGGCUACAGCUGAAACAGCCCUGCGGGAGGAGGUGGAGGGGUUAAUUGAGGAUGAGGAAGAUGAAGAGACGAGUCCAAACAAGGAAGACGAGGAAGCAUCAGGAGCUGCCAUCACAGUGACUGAGAAGAAGACUGAGAGGCAGAGAAAGAAGGAGAAAGCUGAGAAGAGAAAAGAGCAGCAGCAGCUCAGCGUCAAACGACAGACCGUUCAGCAGCAGCAGCUCUUCCAGUUGCGCUCCAUCAAGGCCGCCAUCAAGCAGCAGGAGCAACAAACCAAGAAGAGGUGGAGCAAACGCAAAGAGAAGCAGGAGGCUCAGAAAGCUCAGCCCAGACGCCUCGGGAAGCUGAAGUUCCAGGCUCCAGACCUGGAGGUGCAGCUAAGGGACGAGCUGGCCGGCUCUCUGAGACAACUUAAGCCAGAGGGCAGCAUCCUCAAGGACCGCUUCAAGAGUCUGCAGAAGAGGAACCUGAUUGAACCCAGAGAAAGAGCCAAGUUCAGGAGGAAACUCAAAGUCAAGUACGUGGAGAAGAGAGCCUUUAAGGAGAUCACAUAGCUCAGCUGCUGCAGUGUGCAAUAAAACGUACCAAAUGUCA
This is a messenger RNA of Nothobranchius furzeri (turquoise killifish), 1460 nucleotides long. RefSeq names its product NOP53 ribosome biogenesis factor (gene nop53). The record is from RefSeq and is a predicted model, not a curated record. Gene Ontology annotation, molecular function: 5S rRNA binding. Gene Ontology annotation, cellular component: nucleolus. Lineage: Eukaryota; Metazoa; Chordata; Actinopteri; Cyprinodontiformes; Nothobranchiidae. Gene Ontology annotation, biological process: ribosomal large subunit assembly; rRNA processing.